Messenger RNA from Adineta ricciae, 1029 nucleotides. Lineage: Eukaryota; Metazoa; Rotifera; Eurotatoria; Adinetida; Adinetidae. The record is from the annotation of a GenBank genome assembly.
AUGUUGACAUUAAAUCUCCCUCAACCCAUUAGUAUGGUCAAAGUUGUUAUCUAUGAUGAUGGUAUUGCUAUACCACACGUCGCGCGUUAUUGGAUCUUUCUCAUCUCAAAUAUCUGUUCACUUCUGUGUGCUGUAUUUGUGCUCUAUCAUUACCUUUUUGAUUCAACACUUCGUCAUGGACUACACAACCAUACUUUAACUAUUGUUCUAAUUAUUUGUCUCAUCUGGGAGUUAACCGACGUACCCUUUCAAAUGUACCUUUUUCUCUAUAGGGUUGUUUGGAUUCAGACACCAACAUUCUGUAUCAUAUGGAAAAUUCUUGAUGCAGCACUGUAUACAUCAACUGCCAAACUUAUUGGAUGGGCAUCAGUUGAACGACACAUUCUCAUUUUUCAUGAGAACUGGAUCACAACAAGAAGAAGACGCUUUUUCAUUCACUACACACCAAUCAUCCUGAUUGUCACCUAUGGUGUUGUGCUCUAUUCGAUCAUCACUCCGAUGAAUUAUUGUAAAAGGCCAUUCUAUUAUUUUGUGGAAAUGUGUGGAUAUUAUAGUUGUGUGUAUGAUAGUGCAACAUUUACAUUGUAUGAAUAUGCAACUGGUGGAUUACUGUGUUCUGUUCUGAUUGGAUUUGGAGGUGGUAGCCUAAUUCUGCGUGUUGUUCUGCAGAAACGUCGUUUACGACGGCAUGUUAACUGGCGGAAACAUCGAAAGAUGGCAAUACAACUUUUGUCAAUCACAGCUCUGUUUUAUAUCUUUUACUUACCACCUGUAGUGUUAUCAACCGCUCAUCAACUCGGUGUUCCAUCUUACGUCGGAAGUGACUACACCCGAAAUGCUUCGUUCUUUGCUAAUUAUAUCAUAUUCUUAUUUCCAUUUGCAUGUUUGAAUACCUUACCGAAACUGCGUAUUCGACUCAAGAAUAUGUACCGAUAUAUUUUGCGGAAACAAAUACGUCGUAUCAGCCCGCAAAAACCUACAAUAAUGAAUUCUACCCGAAGAAAUCAACGAAAAACAACCGUUUUCUAA